This is a messenger RNA of Papaver somniferum (opium poppy), 2278 nucleotides long. RefSeq names its product synaptotagmin-5-like. Gene Ontology annotation, cellular component: endoplasmic reticulum. The transcript is spliced from 12 exons. The record is from RefSeq and is a predicted model, not a curated record. Gene Ontology annotation, molecular function: lipid binding. NCBI's taxonomy places the organism in Eukaryota, Viridiplantae, Streptophyta, Magnoliopsida, Ranunculales, Papaveraceae. Bases 258 to 1961 code for a protein of 567 amino acids.
AGCUGAAUCAAAACUAAAAAAACCAAAAUUUCAUAUUCAUUCAUUAUCUAUCAUCACACUCUCAAUCACCCGCUCUCCCAAUAAUAUGAUGAUUAAUCAUAAAGAAAGAUAUCGUUUUCGAUUUUGAUUUUCUGUUCAAAAUUAACUGCUUCAACUAAACCCAACCUCUUUUUUUUUUUACUCCUCACUUGCAGAAGCUAACUAAACCCUAAAAGAAAAAAAAUCAGAAAAAAAGAAUUUUUUUUGUUCUUCUCAUCAUGUCUUUCUUCUUUGGGUUGUUUAUUGGAAUCACUGUUGGUAUUGGAUUGAUAAUGGGUUUUGUUCGUUCUGAGAAUUAUCGAUCAAAACGUCGAUCUGAUUUGGCAGCAACAGUAUCAGCGUUUUCAAAGAUGACAGUUGAAGAUUCUAAAAAGCUACUUCCAUUAGAUUUUUAUCCAUCAUGGGUUGUAUUUUCAGAGAAACAAAAGCUAACAUGGCUUAAUCUUGAGCUCACUAAGAUCUGGCCAUAUGUUGAUCAGGCGGCGUCCGAACUGAUUAAAACCUCAGUUGAACCUGUUCUUGAACAAUAUAGACCUGUUAUACUUUCAUCUCUUAAGUUUUCUAAGUUGACACUUGGUACUGUUGCUCCACAAUUUACAGGAGUUUCAAUCAUUGAAGAUGGUGAGGAUGGCAUUACAAUGGAGUUGGAGAUGCAGUGGGAUGGGAAUCCAAGCAUAGUACUUGAUAUCAAGACGAAACUUGGUGUUUCUUUACCUAUACAGGUCAAAAACAUUGGUUUCACGGGGGUUUUCAGAUUAAUGUUUAAGCCACUAGUUAAUGAGUUUCCUUGUUUCGGAGCUGUUUGUUAUUCGUUGAGGCAUAAGAAGAAGUUGGAUUUUACACUUAAAGUUGUUGGUGGUGAUGUAUCAUCUAUUCCUGGAAUCUCUGAUGCUAUUGAGAGCACGAUACGCGAUGCAAUUGAAGAUUCUAUAACAUGGCCAGUUCGGAAAAUUAUUCCCAUCAUACCUGGGGACUAUAGUGAUCUAGAGCUGAAACCUGUUGGGACAUUAGAAGUGAAGCUUGUACAGGCUAAGGAAUUAACAAACAAGGACAUCAUUGGGAAAUCUGAUCCGUAUGCUGUAGUGUAUAUACGCCCAUUAGCUGACAGAAUGAAGAAAAGUAAAACAAUUAACAAUCAGCUGAAUCCUAUUUGGAAUGAGCACUUUGAAUUUAUAGUCGAGGAUGCAUCUACUCAACAUUUGAUAGUCAAAAUUUUUGAUGAUGAAGGAGUUCAAGCAUCUGAACUGAUUGGAUGUGCACAAGUGUUGUUGAAAGACCUUGAGCCUGGUAAAGUGAAGGAUGUUUGGCUGAAGUUGGUCAAAGAUUUGGAUCUCCAGAGAGACACGAAAAACAGGGGCCAGGUUCAUUUGGAGCUUUUGUAUAUUCCAUUUGGCAUGGAGAAUUCGUUUACUAAUCCUUUUGCUCCAAAGUUCUCAAUGACAUCCCUCGAGAAAGCCCUCAAAUCUGGGUCUGAUGGAACCGAGGCUGGUGAUCUUGAGAAAGCAGCCAACCAAAAGAAAAGAGAGGUCAUAGUGAGAGGAGUACUUUCUGUGACAGUGAUUUCAGCUGAGGAGGUGCCAGCAACUGAUAUACUGGGAAAGGCCGAUCCCUACGUUAUACUGAGUUUGAAGAAAGCGGGAACCAAAAAUAAAACUAGGGUUGUAAAUGACAGUCUGAAUCCAGUCUGGAACCAAACUUUUGACUUUGUUGUGGAGGAUGGUUUACACGAUAUGCUAGUACUGGAACUUUAUGAUCAUGAUACAUUUGGAAAGGACUAUAUCGGGCGAUGCAUCAUUACACUUACCAGGGUUAUUCUGGAAGGGGAAUACAGUGACACUGUCCCUCUAGAUGGUGCCAAAUCAGGAAAGCUGAAUUUGCAUCUCAAGUGGUCGGCACAACCAAUAUACAGAGACUCAACAUGAUGUGUCCAGGGCCGGCCCUGACGUGCAACAUAUUUUUAGGGGCUUCAUUUUUAUUUAUUCGGAAAUGCUAUUCGGUGCUCUAAUCACAGCACUACUUACAGCUCAAAUCCAUGUGUCCCAGUAUUAUUGGUCAAGAUUGUUAAGCUGUGACCCACCUGUUUACCAAAAUCCCAGGGUCUGGAUGUGGUUGAGUGCUAAGUAGUGCUGCAAUAAGUGUGUGGAAUAGCAGCUCGGUUAUUUAUUUUUGUCAAACCUUUUUAACCUAGUUUAAUUGGGGGCCCAAAAAUUAAUUAGGGGCCCUGCCCAAUUUAUACUCA